Dentiscutata heterogama is the source of this 216-nucleotide messenger RNA. The record is from the annotation of a GenBank genome assembly. NCBI's taxonomy places the organism in Eukaryota, Fungi, Glomeromycota, Glomeromycetes, Diversisporales, Gigasporaceae.
UGGAAGCUGAAUAAAAUUUGGACCAACGGUCUUUCGACUUGGAGAAUAAGAAGAGUGGCUAAUGAAACCAAAAAGGAUAUGCGCAAGCUAUUUGUUUAUUCUCAAACAUCUGCCAACAAGGGAAAUUCUAACGGAACAUUUCAGACUGGUGCCUGUUAUCGAGACAGAUUUAUGGUUAAAGAUGAAAAUAAAACAAUUAUUUAUUUUCAAAAAUCU